Lathyrus oleraceus (garden pea) is the source of this 1936-nucleotide messenger RNA. RefSeq names its product autophagy-related protein 16. The record is from RefSeq and is a predicted model, not a curated record. Gene Ontology annotation, biological process: autophagosome assembly. The transcript has 4 exons. The coding region runs from base 219 to 1763 and encodes 514 amino acids. Lineage: Eukaryota; Viridiplantae; Streptophyta; Magnoliopsida; Fabales; Fabaceae. Gene Ontology annotation, molecular function: protein binding.
GAUUAUGAAAACUUUGAAAAUUGGCCUUGACGUGGGACCUUAUUUUCAGGCCUCUCAAAUCUUCUGAAAAUAAAAAUUAUUCUAAUAAGAGGUGAGUGCUAAUAAGUUUCUGAUCCUAAAUUCUCAAUUAGGGUUCAUUAAUCUUUGUUUAAAUUCCUCGAAACCAAAUCCAAAGAGGUGAAGUAGUUUAUUCAGUUCUUUGAUUGAUCUUCGCAGUAAUGGCAAAAGCUUGCAAAUCGCAAGAAGAAGUUGCGAUUGAAGCAAUCAAUCAUGCUUCGAAAGCUCUUCGGAAACGCCAUUUGCUCGAAGAAGCCGCUCAUGCUCCUGCUAUUCUCGCACUAUCUAGACCCAUCGUUAUCCAGGGCUCUGAGUGGAAAGAGAAAACAGAGAACUUGGAAUUGGAACUUCAACAAUGCUAUAAAGCUCAAUCUCGGUUGUCUGAGCAACUUGUUAUGGAAGUAGCUGAUUCGAGAGUUUCAAAAGCUUUGGUUCAAGAGAAAGAAACUGCGAUUGCUGAUAUGCAGAAGGAGUUAACAGAAUUGAGGGAUGAAUGCGCUCAAUUAAAGACGGAUUUGGAACAAAAGAUUCAAGAAGUAGUGUUAGUUGUGAGUGAGAAUUCACAACUUAAAUCACAACUGAAGGAGAUGACUACUACGGCCAAUAAAGCUGAAGCUGAAAAUAAGAUGCUGAUUGACCGCUGGAUGUUAGAAAAAAUGAAGGAUGCUGAACGCAUAAAUGAGGCAAAUGCACUGUAUGAAGACAUGGUUCAGCGGCUAAGAGCUAGUGGUUUAGAACAACUUGCAAGGGAACAGGUAGAUGGAAUUGUUCGGCGAAGUGAAGAAGGUGCUGACUUCUUUUCAGAGUCGGACAUCCCUUCCAUGUGCAAAUACAGGCUAAAUGCACAUGAAGGAGGUUGCGCUUCCUUACUGUUUGAGUACAAUUCUAGUAGAUUGAUUACCGGAGGACAGGACCGUUCAGUUAAAGUGUGGGAUACAAAUACAGGAUCCGUAAGUUCCAAUCUUCAUGGCUGCCUUGGCUCAGUAUUGGAUCUUGCUAUCACACAUGAUAAUCGAUCUGUUAUUGCUGCAAGCAGCUCAAACAACUUGUAUGUAUGGGACCUGAACUCAGGCCGGGUCCGUCAUACCCUUACUGGACACUCAGAUAAAGUUUGCGCUGUUGAUGUCAGCAAGGUUUCAAGUCGUCAUGUUGUCAGUGCAGGUUAUGACCGAACAAUAAAAGUUUGGGACUUGAUGAAAGGUUACUGCACAAAUACAAUCAUGUUUCACAGCAACUGCAACGCUCUUUGCUUCAGCACAGAUGGGCAGACCAUAUUCUCCGGACACGUUGACGGUAAUCUCCGUUUAUGGGACAUUCAGUCCGGAAAGCUACUAAGCGAGGUUGCUGCGCAUUCGCUUGCCGUCACAUCAAUAUCCCUAUCUCGAAACGGAAAUAUUGCAUUGACAAGUGGAAGGGAUAACUUGCACAAUUUGUUUGAUGUUCGAACGCUGGAAGUUUGCGGCACAUUAAGAGCUUCCGGAAACAAAGUGGCUUCCAAUUGGAGUCGAUCGUGUAUCAGCCCAGACAACAAUCACGUUGCUGCUGGGUCUGCUGACGGAUCUGUUCAUAUAUGGUCAAUAUCUAAAGGUGACAUAGUGAGUACUCUAAAGGAGCAUACUUCUUCUGUUCUCUGUUCGAGUUGGAGUGGAAUGGGAAAACCCUUAGCUUCAGCUGACAGGAAUGGGAUUGUUUCCAUCUGGUCAUAAUCGAGGCGCGGUAAAACUCAACUAUACGGUUUUUAAAUUAGCUGGCUGAAUUUUAUUGAACUGUUUCAUGUUUAUACACGACAACACCAUUCAAAUUUUUAAUAUGAUGUAUAUAAUUAUAUUAACUCUUGACAAGGUACUUUUAUUUAGACUAGUCUUUCUCAAUAUCUGAA